UACCCGCUUUCGCGAUGGAUCAAUAUACUCCCUACCGAGCAAUUCAAGAUUCAUCCUCUGACGUACUAGAGUGGAAAUAUUUCUUUUACUAAAUAGUGUUCGAUCUUAACUCUAGGUCUAGCACCUCUUAUUGCUCAUAUCGUGGCCGAAUUUCCUCGACCGUCCUACCUCUACGAACGCCCUCUAAAGUGGAAUUAGGGUAUUGCUCUUUACAACCCCACGUCCAUCUUAUGGCGCUAUGCCGCAAUUACAGGUCGACGAAUUCGAGCCAAGGCUUGGAAUAGGAAGGAUAUUACCGGGACCAAUAUGCUCUUUUGGACAUCGCGUGGAUGGGACGGCUCGGGGGAGAUGAUUGCUCUAAGCUCUCCGUACUGCAUACAUUUGCCUCCGCACUCCCGAAUUGCUUUAUUUUCCGGCGAGUUCACCAAGACUAUCAUUGCGACGUUACAGGGCGCACAAAUCGUUGCCUCUCUCAGUCUAUCCGUAGGCGGCACUUCGGGCGGCUACGUCGUUUAUAUGGGCGUCGACUUGAUCUUCUUUCCCCUAGCUUUCAUAGGCCUUGUUCGCCUCUUUUGCGCAUUUUGGCUUACUGACAAGUUCGCAUAUAUACCUCUCGUGCCUUACGUCAACUUGGUACGCAUUACAUACCGGCAUUCUCAUGUGUAUGGCAACAAUAAUCUUCGUCGUAUCCUGUAUCGAGACAAGAGGGACGGCAUGUGGGCGGUGGACUAGCGGUCCGGUUGAUACCGGAGAUUUCUGGGCAUGCGCAG
Daldinia loculata is the source of this 770-nucleotide messenger RNA. RefSeq lists its product as uncharacterized. The transcript has a single exon. The record is from RefSeq and is a predicted model, not a curated record. Bases 307 to 732 code for a protein of 141 amino acids. Lineage: Eukaryota; Fungi; Ascomycota; Sordariomycetes; Xylariales; Hypoxylaceae.